CUCCCCUCUCACAACUACAAUAACGAUGCUCUCUGUUCUCCUCAUCCCCAUCCUCCCCAUUAUCUACCUCAUCCACAAAUACUUCACCGACCCCCUCUCUCGCAUUCCCAACGCCCAUCCCCUCUCACCAUAUACCACCCAAUGGAUAACCCACCACCGCAACCGCACCACAGAAGUGAAAGCCAUCUACACCGCCCAUCGCGCCCGCGGGCCCAUAAUCCGCCUUUCGCCCACAGAACUCAGCAUCAACUCGCUUGAAGGCCUGCGGGCGAUCUAUACGCAAGGCGCGUUCGAAAAACAUGCGUUCUAUGCUGAGACGUUUGUGAACUUCCAUACGCCGAAUAUGGUCGGUAUGCUGGAGAAUAAAUCCCACGGGGAACAGAAGAGGUUGCUCAGUGGGGUUUAUGCCAAGAGUUAUCUGCUUAGGUCGGGGGAUAUUAGGGUUCUGGGAAAGGAGAUGGUGGCUGGGAGGCUGAGGGAUUUUUUAAGGAGGGUUGUUGCGAAAGGUGAGGUCGUCAAUGUGUUGCCUGUUCUUCAGGCUGUGGGGAUGGAUUUCACCUCUGGGUUUGUGUUUGGAACGCAGGGUGGGACGAGGUUUUUGGAGGAUUUGCCUUCUUGGGGAGUGUGGUUGGGACAGUAUGAGGCUUUCAAGAGCAUGAGUAGGGAAGAUAGGUUUAUGGGUUUCGUGGAGAGGUGGUGUUUGGGGUUGUGUGAGGGGGUUGGUCUUUCGAAGGAGAGUGGAGGGCCGGUGACGCAGGCUGUGGUUUAUGAUCGGCUUCGGGAGGGAUUGGAGAAAAAGAAAAAGGUAUCUGGCGAGGGUAUAAAUGUGAAGUUAGCUGUUGCAUCGGAGAUAUUGGAUCAUUUGGUGGCGGGGCAUGAGACGACUGGUAUUACCAUCACGUAUAUCAUGUGGGAGUUGUCGAAGAGGCCGGAGUUGCAGACAAAAUUGAGAGAGGAGCUUGCUACAUUGUCUGGGUCGUUAAGGCAUACUAGGGGGAUGGAAAGUGAACUACCUCCGCUAGCAGACAUCGAUGCACUUCCGUUGCUAGAUGCCAUCGUCCGGGAGACUCUCCGACGACACGCACCGGCUCCGGCACCGUUACCUCGGGUGACUCCACCAGAGGGAGCAUGGAUACAUGGGUAUUAUAUCCCCGGUGGAGUGCAGGUCGGUUCCUCUGCAUACUCGCUGCACCGAAUUGAAGAGGUCUUUCCGUCUCCGGAGGAGUGGAUUCCUAUGCGUUGGAUGGAUGCGAAGGAUGACAAAAUCCACGAUAUGCGGCGCUUGUUCUAUCCGUUCGGAACCGGAGGAAGGAUGUGUCUGGGGAGCAAUUUUGCAUUUCUGGAGAUCAAGCUGGUUAUAGCGAUGGUAUAUGCUAACUACUCGCCCGAGGUUGUGGAUGAUGAGGAUAUCGAACAGCACUUGGAGUUUAUUGCGUUGCCAAAGGGUAGGAAGUUGAUGGUUCGGUUUGUUCCCGUCGAGGAUGGUACUGUUUGAUAUUGUCAGAGAUGACAGAGGAAACCUUAGCCCAUCCUGAGCCGGGAAAUUGAUAGAAGCUAUGGACAUACCUCCACCUCAAAUAUGGUACUCAAUCCCAUAUAGCCGAAUGUGCCGUUCUCAGUGUUCAGUGACCCAGCCAAGUUUGCAACGUGAGGUCUGAGCAACCGUCAUCGGGGAAGCACACUCUAGCAGGAAUGCCCACGAUACUGUCAAAUCUUCUGUUGUUGAUAAAAUUCGUCGGACCACGAUACAUUUCAUUAUGAGAGGGCUGAUACGGCCUCAGGCCCUCAACCCGUUGGACAUGUCGUCCCGUGAUCCGGCAGAAGGAGAGACUGGCACCUGCCGAUGAGAACAACGGCUGGAAUUCCCCUCAUUCAUCACAUACCAACACUCCAUUCACCUCUAAG
Molecule: messenger RNA, 1905 nt
Organism: Aspergillus vadensis CBS 113365
Lineage: Eukaryota; Fungi; Ascomycota; Eurotiomycetes; Eurotiales; Aspergillaceae
Product: cytochrome P450
Exons: 1
Coding region: 26-1495 (489 amino acids)
Molecular function (GO): monooxygenase activity; oxidoreductase activity, acting on paired donors, with incorporation or reduction of molecular oxygen; iron ion binding
Source: RefSeq, a predicted model, not a curated record